Molecule: messenger RNA, 819 nt
Organism: Bursaphelenchus xylophilus (pine wood nematode)
Lineage: Eukaryota; Metazoa; Nematoda; Chromadorea; Rhabditida; Aphelenchoididae
Source: the annotation of a GenBank genome assembly
AUGUUCAAUUCAAGUAAAGGAAGAUGCUACACAGAUCCUUUACGUUUCAAUCCAGAAGAAGGAAGAUGUUACACAGAUCCUUCUCAGUUCAAUUCAAUCAGGAGAAGAUGCUACACAGAUCUCCUGGACGACAAAGUACAAUUGUCGCUUUCAAUUGGCCAUGAUCUACAGAUCAUGCAAUCCCAGAUUCCUCCGAGAAUCAAGGAACUUCCCAAGAAUUCCCCUUUCAAGGACCCUGAUCCAUGUCCAUGUUCAGAAAACCCAGUCACGGAUACAUCAGUUGGCCAUAACUCAUCCCUGAAGAUCAUGAAAGAACAUUUCAAACCCAUUCAAGGAGCCAGACCUCAUUCCUUUACAAAGGGAGAGAUGGUCGCUAUACAACUUGUUACUGGAAAACAAGUCACUGGGAAACUCAUUCAAUUCAUGCUACAGUCCCGCACUGUACAUUCAAUGGCGAAGAUUCAAGAUCGAGUGCACACUCGCCACCUCAUUCAAGUACGGAAACGUGUACACGAAGACUACGAAGAGAUGAUUGAUGGAUUGGAUACACCCCCGCAAACUUCUCCACCUAUUUCCGAACAAUCCAGACCGCUAUCCAACUGCUCGUCGAGUACAACCCGAACGAAGUGCCAAGAAGCCAGUGGACUACAGACGCCAACUCUCCAGCCGCCGUUCCAAGCGCUGAUCCUUCUUUACAGGGAGAUGUCGAGUCCCGAGACGCAAACAAAGAUUACUGUAUUGGCAUUCCGUUUCAUUAGAAGAUUCUCGAACCUCGGAAGAGAAAUAGGCUCUCAGUGGUUAUUUUAUAUUAUUCAGUGA